AUGUGAACACAACUUACGGGACUUCAGAUCACCGGGAAACUGAGAUCACCAGAGGCGAGUUUACAGUCAGCAGUCCCGCCGUCUCUCUAUUUUUAAUUUCAUUUUUCCUUUUCAUUCUGAUCCACUGGAUACUUCACAUCUACAGACCGGUACAGCUGAUUGAUCACUUUAAGCAGUAUAUCUACUGAUCAGGGUCCGUGUUUGAAGCAGAUCUUUGUGAAGACAAGGUGAGGGUGGUGUGUGGAGCCCCCUGCAGAGGAGUCCGGGACGAGCGGACGCGUCCUGAGCCUUCUCUCUCUCUCUCUCUCUCUCUCCGCUUUGCGCAUUUACCGGAGGGAGCGCAGCGGGAGUAUUUCAGCCACACACUCCCCCGAGCUCAACCAGGAACAUGCUACAGAAUGGAAACGGGAAGGAGAAACCUCUGCAAGCUCCCAAGGCUGUGGAGGAGGAGACGGACUCCCCGGCCGUCCACCCCAGACAGCCGCAGGACGCGCCGCCGGCCGCGGACCCCGGCGGCACGCACUUCCCCAUGCCCGUUCACCCCAAGCUGGAGAUAAAGCGCAAUGCAGUGACGGACGAUUAUAAGAUCUCCUCUCAGGUCCUGGGCCUGGGGAUCAAUGGGAAAGUCCUGGAGUGCUUCAGUAAGAAGACCGGACAGAAGUGCGCUUUGAAGAUCCUGUACGACAGCCCCAAAGCCCGGAGGGAGGUGGAGCUGCACUGGCGCGUGUCCGCGGGACCCUACAUCGUCCGCAUUCUGAGCCUGUAUGAAAACAUGCAUCAGGGGAAGAAGUGCCUGCUCAUCGUCAUGGAGUGUAUGGAGGGAGGAGAGCUGUUCAACAGGAUCCAAGCCAGAGGAGACCAGGCGUUCACUGAAAAAGAGGCGUCAGAGAUCAUGAGGGACAUUGGCACGGCCAUCGAGUUUCUCCACAAGAUCGACAUCGCGCACAGAGACAUCAAGCCAGAGAACCUGCUGUACACCACCAAAGACAGAAACGCAGUCCUCAAACUGACAGACUUCGGCUUUGCUAAGGAGACGACACUACACAACCCCCUGCAGACCCCCUGCUAUACGCCGUACUAUGUGGCUCCUGAGGUUUUGGGUCCGGAGAAGUAUGACAAGUCAUGUGACAUGUGGUCUCUGGGCGUCAUCAUGUACAUCCUGCUGUGUGGCUUUCCUCCGUUCUACUCCAACACGGGCCAGGCCAUCUCUCCAGGGAUGAAGAGGAGGAUCAGGAUGGGCCAAUAUGAAUUUCCCAAUCCAGAGUGGGCAGAGGUGUCGCAGGAAGCAAAAGACCUGAUCCACCAGCUCCUCAAGACCGACCCCAACGAGAGGAUGACCAUCACCCAGUUCAUGAACCACCCCUGGAUCAAUCAGUCCAUGGUGGUCCCCUCCACCCCCCUCCACACCACCAGGGUCCUGACUGAAGACAGAGAGAUGUGGGAAGACGUGAAGGAGGAGAUGACCAGUGCCUUGGCCACCAUGCGCGUCGACUACGACCAGGUGAAGAUCAAGGACCUCGACACGUCCAGCAACCCGCUGCUCAACAAGAGGCGCAAGAAGGCCGCCGCCGGGGGCAAAGGCGGCUCCACGGUCUGCCAGAGCCAGUGAGGCCCGGUCCAGCGCCGCCGGCUCCUCGGGACAUGAAGGAAAAGCUCUGGACUCUGACGAGACGGACCUGAAAGGACAAUUUAGGAAACAGCAGCGUCACAGCCGGACAUUCAUAGGACAUAUCAACACCUGUUUUCUGACAGAAGCCAGCACGUCUGUUCUGUUUUUAACUCUUUUUAUGUUUGUAUGUACUUUGUAGAGUUGCCCUGUUUGUAAGAGUGUCUGUGUGCAGACAUGAAGUAUUUGUAGUGACGUAUCGUGUAUUUGAAGACCUGUUUCGAGGUUGCCUUUUUUUGCAGCUAUGCACACGUGUGCAGAUCACACACACUGAGCGAGACGGAGGGAAAUAAAAAAAAAAAAAAAAUCAAACUGUGGACAGACUGUGAAACUAGAACACUGAUUAUCACCCGUGUUGUCUUAAAACCGUCUUUCUUUAGCUGCCUUCUUUUCGGAAUACAAGCAGAGUCGGACACCGGCUGUCUUGUUAAUAAAGUGAAACCUCUGUAAUGACUCAUAA
This is a messenger RNA of Salarias fasciatus (jewelled blenny), 2126 nucleotides long. It is a transcript of the gene mapkapk3, whose product is annotated as MAPK activated protein kinase 3. Gene Ontology annotation, molecular function: protein kinase activity; ATP binding. Gene Ontology annotation, biological process: protein phosphorylation. Bases 389 to 1609 code for a protein of 406 amino acids. The record is from RefSeq and is a predicted model, not a curated record. The transcript is spliced from 10 exons. Lineage: Eukaryota; Metazoa; Chordata; Actinopteri; Blenniiformes; Blenniidae.